UAUGUACAUAUAGGUGUGGUGAUGAGCGCGAGGAUGCAAGAGAGCACAAACGAUAUAUUGAAGCCUAUAACAUGCAAUACCAAUGAAGACUGUGCUAAAUAUUGCAAAGGUCCAAUCCACAACUGCAUAUUUCAUACUUGUCAAUGCGUACCAGGAAAUCCUAAUUGUUGCUAGA
This is a messenger RNA of Camelina sativa (false flax), 175 nucleotides long. NCBI's taxonomy places the organism in Eukaryota, Viridiplantae, Streptophyta, Magnoliopsida, Brassicales, Brassicaceae. The record is from RefSeq and is a predicted model, not a curated record.